Oncorhynchus kisutch (coho salmon) is the source of this 5361-nucleotide messenger RNA. RefSeq names its product macrophage immunometabolism regulator (gene macir). Bases 270 to 956 code for a protein of 228 amino acids. Lineage: Eukaryota; Metazoa; Chordata; Actinopteri; Salmoniformes; Salmonidae. Gene Ontology annotation, biological process: negative regulation of cytokine production involved in inflammatory response; negative regulation of fibroblast migration. The record is from RefSeq and is a predicted model, not a curated record. The transcript is spliced from 2 exons.
CAGUACACUCAUAACAGCCUAAGCAAUACGAAACUUCUAUUAGAUCAAAUAAGCCUCACGUAUCAAAAUAGAAAUGCAUUUUUUUAUAUUGACUAAAUUCGACACUAAAUGUCUCCCAUACAAAAACUCUUCACUUGCUUAAUAAUUAAUUAUUUGCUGAACGUGGAGAGAUUUUGGGCGGAGUAAAACCUCGUUUUGCCUCUUCCUCUCGGAUUUGGCUCAAAUAAGAAGAGGCGUGAACGUCGGGUGGCUUUGCUGUUGAACAGGUCAUGUCGGUAAAGAUGGAAAUGGAUGUCAGUGGCGUGUCUAGGACACCCAUCUCUGUUCUACCUGCUGCUGCAGAGGUCAAAGCCAUGCUGAAACCCGAUACAGGGGACAGGCCCCGCUGUGCCAGUACCCCCUGCUCCCCCAUCAAAAGUACUGUUUCAGGCUUCCAGAUUCUCCACAUGGACUCCAACUACCUAGUCGGCUUCACCACCGGCGAGGAGCUGCUAAAACUAGCCCACAAGUGGUCUCCCAACCCAGAGAAGACCCUUAUCACCACACCGACCACCACACCGUCAACAGCAUCAGAGGCCUUGCCCAGUUCUGUCCCCAAACCCAUGGACCUGGGCAUCCACCGGGCGUCGCGCAUCUACAAAGCCAAAAACCGCUACUACCAGCCAUACGACAUCCCCGUGGUCAACGGGCGCCGGCGUAGGCGCAUGCCCAGCUCAGGUGACCCCUACCUCAGGCCCCUGUCCCAAGGGGAGGGUGGCCCAGGGAGGGCCCUGCACCACGGCCCCCUGCCCCUCUGCCUUCUCAAGGGAAAGAGGGCCCAGUCCAAGUCCCUGGACUACCUCAACCUGGACAAAAUGAGUGUCAAGGAGCCUCCGGCCGACACAGAGGUGCUGCAGUUCCAGCUCCAGCACCUGACGCUGCGGAGCGAGCGCAUGUUCACCAGGAACAAGACAUGAAGCAACACCAGAGUCACCACCCGCCUGUACUCUCAUCCACUCCCAUGGGAUUUGGGUGCUAUUUCCGGCUGUGCGUUUCUCUCCCUACUCAGAUCAUAGGAUAGUCCUUUAAGGGGACACUUGCGGAGACCACUAAAUCUUGUUAUUAUUAUGAAGCGAGGGUGACAAACUAAGCGGGUCUCUUGACGAAAUGAGACGCAUGCUUACGUAUACGUAAAAAUCCAGUGAACACAAAUUGUUAAGUUAGUACACUGAAAACGGGAGUCGUUUAGAUACAAAAAUGUGAAGUUCGUCAGGAUUAGCAAUAACUGGUAAACGUAUUUAUUGACUGUGUGUGUGUGUAUGUGUGUGCGCGCGCACCUUUUUAAAAAUGGUAAGGGAUGUGUAACCAAUGCCUCUCCAACUGGCCCCUUUUUUUCUGCAUUGGACUGCACUGUUAGACAUAUGUUUUUACAGACUGCAUCCUCAACUACAACACACCUUUACUUUUUAACCACUAUACAUCCAUAGCAAUUAGCAUUAGCCGCAACAGUACUGCACUCUACAUCCAUAGCAAUUAGCGUUAGCCCCAGCAGCACUGCACUCUACAUCCAUAGCAAUUAGCAUUAGCCGCAGCAGUACUGCACUCUACAUCCAUAGCAAUUAGCAUUAUCCCCAGCAGCACUGCACUCUACAUCCAUAGCAAUUAGCAUUAGCCCCAGCAGUACUGCACUAUACAUCCAUAGCAAUUAGCAUUAGCCUCAGCAGUACUGCACUUUACAUCCAUACCAAUUAGCAUACGUCCCAGCAGUACUGCGCUAUACGUCCCAGCAGUACUGCGCUAUACGUCCAUAGCAAUUAGCAUUAGCCAAAACAGUACUGCGCUAUACAUCCAUAGCAAUUAGCAUUAGCCCCAGCAGUACUGUAUGUAAGCUACUGUAUGUCUGUAUGUGUGUGGAUGUAUAGGGGCGGCAGGUAGCCUAGUGGUUAGAGUGUUAGACCAGUAACCGAAAGGUUGCUAGAUCAAAUCCCCGAGCUGACAAGGUAAUAAAAAGUCUGUCAUUCUGCCCCUGAACAAGACAGUUAACACAACUGUUCCUAGGCCAUCAUUGUAAAUAAGAAUUUGUUUCUUAACUGACUUGCCUAGUUAAAUAAAGUUUUUUUUAUUUUUAUGUGAAAGCUCACUCCGCUACACUACUAUUUUGCUCUUGCCAAGCACCAGAGAAAUGUGGGUUUAAUGUAAACCACUGACUGUUACACAAUCAAAAGGUUAUUUAAAACAGAAUCCUGUAAAGGGGCAAUCUGCAGUUACUGCAUCCAUUUUUGGACUUAUAAAUUGAUGAUACUCAUUCAUUCUUGAAGAAUAUAACUUUUAAAUGCCUCAUGAGCUUUAGUUCAACUGUCGUAGCCCAUCAGAACAUAAAAUAUAUGCUUGUUUUACUCCACUGUUUGUAAACAGUAAAUAUAAACAAACACUAUAUAUAUAUAUCCUCAAAACAUAGUUUUAACUAUCAUUUUCCUAUCAUUGGUGGUCAGUCCUUGCAUUCAUAUCUAUGAAUUUGAGUGUGGUUACAUUUCUGCAGCCCCAUCCCUCAGCUUUUUACCGAAACGGGGGCGGGGGAAAGGGGCGGGGGAAAUGCUUUGUUAUUGCUUCAACUGCUGAUUGCUGCUCUAAGAGGAUUUGUGGGGGAGAGGCUUACCGUCAGAGUGCCUGAGGUGAGAUUAGCUCCUUAUAUACAGAAUUAAUCCCCUCACUCCAUUUCUCCCAGUCAGACUGAAUCCUCAGCAGGGGUGAGGGGUUGAAUUAGGAGAUUCCAGAUUUUCUGCAUCUAGAUGUUGUGUCCAUCAUUCUGAAUCCCAGUCAUUCUUUUCAUUUCCUGAAUGGGAGGGAUGGGUGUUUUAGCCUGGGUAAAAGGUUAUCAAUUUAGUUUGAUGUUUUUGCCACCCCUUCAUAAAGGUGUGUAGAGCACCUGAAACACGUACCGUAGCUAUGGAAACCAAAGGAGGAUUAUUUUGGGGUGCCCUGGGAAAACUUGACCACAUUGUAAUAUGAUCUAUUUGGGGUUUCGUAGGACACGUGACAAUCAUUUUGAGGCGUAAUCUUGGAGAACACCUUACUUGAAGUAGCCCUGACCUAAUGCCCUCAUAACAAAAUCAUUUGCAUGAUAUAAAUUAUCUGAUAGUCUCUUACCAAUGACAAUUGACCUAUUAUAAGCCAUAUGACAUGCAAUGGUAACUAUACACUGGGUGAACGAAACAUUAAGGACACUUUACUAAUAUUGAGUUGUCAACACAUGACAGUAAAGUGCACCAUCUCAUGACUAUACAAUUCUGGUCUUUCUCAAUACUGUAAUUCACCAAGCGACCAAAAUUGUGACAUUUUUGGAAAGAUCACCUUCCUUUCCUCCAGACAUGCAAAACUACAGCUAGGCAGGGUAUUGGUCCAGACAUUUACACUGAGUGUACAACAUAUUAAGAACACCUUCCUAAUAUUGAGUUGCACCCCCUUUUGCCCUCAAAACAGCCUCAAUUCGUUGAGGGUGUGGACUCCAGGUGUCAAAAGCGUUCCACAGGGAUGCUGGCCCAUGUUGACUCCAAUGCUUCCCACAGUUGUGUCAAGUUGGCUGGAUGUCCUUGGGGUGGUGGACCGUUCUUGAUACACACGUGAAACUGUUAAGCGUGGAAAAACCCAGCAGCGUUGCAGUUCUUGACACAAACCGGUGCACCUGGCACCUAAUACCAUACCCCGUUCAAAGGCACUUAAAUCUUUUGUCUUGGCCAUUCACCCUCUGAAUGGCACACAUACACACACAGUCCAUUCCUCAAUUGUCUCAAGGCUUAAAAAUCCUUCUUUAACCUGUCCCCUCCCCUUCAUCUACACUGAUUGAAGUGGAUUUAACAAGUUACAUCAAUAAGGGAUCAUAGCUUUCACCUGGUCAGUCUAUGUCAUGAAAGACCAGGUGUUCAUAAUGUUUUGUACACUCAGUGCACAUGUAUAUGCCAUAUCAUGCGUUAUAUGGUUUGGUGUGACUUUCAAAUUCUACUAUUAUGGGUUUAAGCUCUUUUUCAUCAUGCUUCUCUUUUCCACUCUAACCUCUUUGUGUCAUAGGACAAGAAAAUAACCUCCAAAACCAUACAAGGAAAUAUUUUUUCAAAGUUAGGAACUGCACAUCCAUCUUCUCUGUGUGUUCUCCAUUGUGUUUGUGUCAGUGUAGUUUGAGUAAAAGGUUAUUGGACCCUUCUAGAUGGUUCAUGGGUUAGGGUUAGUCACCUGUCUGUCUUCACUCUAAAUGGGUUUACAGAAAUAGCUUAAUCUGUAUUUCCAUUAAAAAAAGGUGUUUAAUGUAACUAUAUUAUUAUUUAUUUUUUAUAUCAUUUUUUAUUUCUAGUUGUAAUUUAUCUUAAGUCAUGGAAGACAUUGCUAUUGGUUUAAUAUAAAAAUGGCAGUAUGUUGCAUAUAGGCUAUGUUUACCUGGAGUGGACACUUAAAGGCACCUUAACCUGACGUAUGAACGGUGAUGUGUACUUAUUUAAGGGUGCAGAUCACAACAGCAGCUAAAGAUAAAAACUCAUUCAUUUGAACAAACUGUCCCUGAAUAACGGUGAUAUGUUUUCACCAAACACUUGGAAAUGUUCUCUGGUGAAAUAUAUUCGUUGUUAUCAAUAACCGUCAACGAUUUGCUCACAGAUGUGACUGUGUUUGCAGUGAAUUUUUGGUGGCUUCUUAGUUGUGAUGUUUAGAAUGUGUUGAUUUAACAGUUUAACCUUAACAGUGUUCGUACCGCAUCAUAUUAAUAGUAUACAGUAGAAAUUAACAGUUUUACUUUGGCCAUCAUGAAGGAAAACGCUACUUGAACAACACAUGUUUUAAUAUGCCAUACAAUGCAAGAUAUUGUAAGACUGUGUCAGUUCUAAACAGGAAUAUCCAAUGCAUUAUGGGAAUUAAUAAUAGACUACAGUAAUUCUGGACUGAGAUGCCCGUUUAAUAGAGAAUCUCCAUUGAACAUGGUUUUUAGGCCAGGACUGUUCUUAAUCUGUGAUCUGGAAACCGGCCCUCGAUGUUCACAGUAAAGCAUUGUCUUCAUAAUUACAAUGUGGGUUGAAAUGUGAUAUUUUCCUGCAUGACCAUUAACCACAACAAUGGAACAAGGAAGUUGCAUCGCAGGUCAACAGUGCUUUUCAGUGACUCAUUUUGACUUCAUGUUCAUAGGCUUGUGUGGAACUUUGUCAUUUUAUUCCUACAAAAGGUUUAUUGUCAUUUUGACUUUCUGGUCAAAUCUUUCACGUCGCUUGUAUACUGUAGUUUUAGCUACCUAAAAGCAUUUGUUUUGUUUUCUACUGUGUCUAUUUAUGCCCUGCAAUGCGACUGACUUACGUUUUAUUAUCUUUCACUUGACAUUGUUAUUAAAACACUACUACGCUAGGA